AUGCAUGCGUGCGUCUGCUACGGUGGUUUCAAUGGGUGGUGGUGGGAAACUGUGGGAGGAGUGGUGAGAAAGUGUGGAACGAGGGUGGCAUGCAAGAUAGAGUUAGAGUUAGGGUUUGGGAUUGGGAUUGGAGAUUGGAGAUUGGAGAUUGGAGAUUGGAUUACAAAUGCUGAUGUAAGAGGCGGUUACAAAAGAGGUUGUUGGGUUUAUGUGUAUAAGGAUUUGUUGUAA
Molecule: messenger RNA, 231 nt
Organism: Ogataea philodendri
Lineage: Eukaryota; Fungi; Ascomycota; Pichiomycetes; Pichiales; Pichiaceae
Exons: 1
Coding region: 1-231 (76 amino acids)
Source: RefSeq, a predicted model, not a curated record